AUAUAUUUGUUACUAUAAGGCAGAGGACCCGCCGAUCGACGUGGCACUGAUGGUUUAUUAUGUUCUAUGUGCAUAACUUAUAACUGAUAAUAGUAUUUUUCUUGUUUAUUAUCAUCGUAAUUAUCCGCACUGGGGUGUUUCAUGUUUAAAUUCAUAAAUAAAUUUUCAAUUAUUUUAAAAUGGACCGGGAUAGGAGGACUCUUUUUGUCGGAAAUUUGAGCGAACAUGCGACCGAAGAUAUCCUGCAUGAGUUGUUUUUACAAGCUGGUCCAGUACAGGAAGUGUCAAUCCCCCAGAUCAACGGAAAACCAAGGGCUUUCGGAUUUGUUGUUUUUAAGCAUGCGUGCUCAGUGCCAUACGCAAUUGCUUUAAUGAACAAUAUAUCACUUUAUGGACGUAUGUUAACAAUAAGGACAAAAAAAGGCACACUUGUUGGGCCUUAUACUCCUCAGCCAAUUUUGAUUGGAUAUAUUAAUGUAAACAGGUUUGCACCACCUCAAAAUAAGUAUGAUGACACUCUGAGAGGUAUGAAUUGUUUUAAAAGAUCUUACGGCCAACAUAUGAAACCGUACUCUCGACUAAAUAGACAUCCGGACAAGCAUCAAAAUCAAUUUCAGCAUAGCACACCUGAACUUUCAGAGAGGUUAGACAAAAGAUCAUCUAAUCAAGAUCAUAAUUAUGAACUUAACGGAGAAUUCCACCAUGAAAAGAAACGGCUCAAUAAUCACUCUCACAAACGUCAUGCAGAUCAAAAACAUUUGCGGCCCAAACACCUAAGAUUUAACGAUGAUGUAACAAGACAUAACAAUCGUAAAGGAAAUUCUUCGACAGUUAUUUAUGAAGAUCCUUUCUUCAUGAAACCUUACAACUUUUAACAAAAAAUAUGGGGAAAGUUUCUGUUAUAGCUGAUCUUUAUACAUGGCAAAAAUGUAAAUACAGUGAAGGACAAACAUGUACUAAAAAUUUAGUUGGUAUAAAGUGUGUUGUCUUUACAUUAAUUAUUUUCAAAACUAAUGUGCAUAUUUUAACAUCAAACUGUUGACAACUUUUUUUAAUGUGAUUAACACAUUACAUUAUUCUUUUUAUCAUGAAACCUUAGAACUUUAAAUAAAAAAUAGGGGUAAAGUUUCUUUUAAAUCUGAUCUUUACAUAUGGAAAAAAAUUAUGCAAAUACAACGAAGGACAAUCAUGUACUAAAAAUUUAGUUGAUAUAAAGUGCAUUGUCUUUACAUUAAAUAUUUUGAGGUUGAUAACUUAAAACACAAACUAAUUUGCAUGUUAUAACAUCAAACUAUUAGCAACUUUUGUUAAUGUGAUUAACACAUUACAUUAUUAAUAAUAAUUAUGUGAUCUUUCUUUUGACCUACAAAAAACAUAAAGAUGAUGGAGUACAUUCAUUUUUGAUAUUUUUUCUCUCUUUUUUUAAACGUUUAACAUUUAUUGACAUUAAGUACAUUUUUAAAAUCACUGCUGUGUAUACGAAUUACUUAUAUAACUGUUUAGAUUGAAAUGAAUUUGAAUGUUAUUUUAUAUACUUCGCAUUUAAUUAUUUUCUUGGUUUUUCAAGAAAUUACUUGUAGGAGAGAUUAUUUACAUGAUCACAUAGUACAAAUUAAUUAAUUGCUUCAUUAUUCUUUUGUUUAUUAAUAUAUUCAAAUGUUAGAAUACUGGGUUUUCAUUGCAAAUUUUCUUAAUUAUAUUUUAUUAGAUAACAUUGUUUUAUAUUAUGAUUUAAUAGGGAACAUAUUUCAGAUAUUAUGUUGACUUAAAAUGACAAUAUUUGACCUUAUUUGCUGUGUGACUCAAAAUAAAAACAUUGGACAUUGGUUUUAGCUGAUGUUAGAGCAGGUCUUUUAAUGAUGUUUAUACAGUCAAAAAAGACAAGUAAUUGUUGUUUGUAAAAUUAAGUAUUAUCAAUUGAAAUUUCCAAGAUAUUUACUUAUUUUAAAAAAAUAUGAACAAUUUAUGGAAAAUUGAAUUAUAUGUUUAUUUCAUUUGAGGUGGGUUAUAAUUUUUAUUAACCUACAACUUUUGAUUGUACAUAAAGAAUCUAUUUGUAUAAACUGUUGCCAGUUUUUAUUGGUAAAUGUUAA
Cimex lectularius (bed bug) is the source of this 2093-nucleotide messenger RNA. Its product is annotated as splicing regulator RBM11. Gene Ontology annotation, biological process: regulation of alternative mRNA splicing, via spliceosome. The transcript has 2 exons. Gene Ontology annotation, cellular component: nucleus. Gene Ontology annotation, molecular function: single-stranded RNA binding. NCBI's taxonomy places the organism in Eukaryota, Metazoa, Arthropoda, Insecta, Hemiptera, Cimicidae. The record is from RefSeq and is a predicted model, not a curated record. The coding region runs from base 180 to 875 and encodes 231 amino acids.